Messenger RNA from Trematomus bernacchii (emerald rockcod), 2960 nucleotides. Its product is annotated as prostaglandin E2 receptor EP1 subtype-like. The record is from RefSeq and is a predicted model, not a curated record. Gene Ontology annotation, cellular component: plasma membrane. The coding region runs from base 269 to 1426 and encodes 385 amino acids. Lineage: Eukaryota; Metazoa; Chordata; Actinopteri; Perciformes; Nototheniidae. The transcript is spliced from 3 exons. Gene Ontology annotation, molecular function: prostaglandin E receptor activity. Gene Ontology annotation, biological process: inflammatory response; positive regulation of cytosolic calcium ion concentration; adenylate cyclase-activating G protein-coupled receptor signaling pathway.
GGACAUGCUUCAUGUGCAACGUUACAGAGAGCAGCUUGUUCUCAGAGGAGUUCCUACAGCGUGCAGAAUGAGGAAACACUGCAGGUGAAGAAGUCCUCUGACUCUGGAACGACACAAAGAGACACCAACAAGAAAACAACCUGGAUUAAUUUCUGCUAAAUUCAGUUAUGAGUUAUUGUCAGAGUGAUCCUGAUCAUCUCCAUGGAUUUAUUAUUUAAAAGUGUCUUCUCACCCAGAGGAACCACAUUAGGCCGACAACGAAACGGUGAUGCUGGCCAUGCAGCACUACAACUCCUCCGGCGUUAUCGCCCCCUUCUCCCGUUCCAACCAGACCCCCACGGUGCAGGAGACAGAGGUGGAGGCUGUAUCAAGCAACGCCACCGGAUCAGCUAACAACCCCACAGCCGCCGGCCUCAGCAUGACUCUGGGCAUCCUCUUCAACGUGGUGGCCCUCAUCAUCCUCGCCAAGGCUUACAGUCGCUACCGGCGGCGGUCAAAGGCCACUUUUCUACUCUUAGCGAGCUCAUUGAUAGCGACCGAUUUAGCAGGACAUGUGAUCCCUGGAGCUCUGGUGCUGAGGAGGUACUCGGUGCACACUCAGGGGUCCACAGAUGAUUCUGUUUCCACAUUUCGAGGUGACCCGGAGAACCCAGAUGCGUCGUGUUUGUUUCUCGGUGGUUGCAUGGUGUUCUUUGGACUCUGCCCCCUUUUUCUGGGGUGUGCUAUGGCUGCCGAGCGAUGCCUUGGCGUCACCAAGCCUUUGCUUCACGCUCGUUUAGUCACAACAGCUCGGACUAAAAUGGCACUCGCCUUGAUUUGGCUGCUAGCUUUAUGUGUGGCCCUCCUACCUUACUUCAGCCUUGGGGCCUACACUUACCAGUACCCAUGGACGUGGUGCUUUAUCAGGGUGGUGGAAGGCACUAGAGACACGGAUCUGGCCUUCGUGAUGGUGUUUUCUGGACUGGCGUUGAGCUCUUUGGCCUCGGCCUUUGUGUGCAACACCAUCAGUGGGAUCACGCUGGUGAGGGCUCGGCUAAAAAAGAAAAAGCCCUGCUCCCAGCGCAGCUCCGCAGGGUCUCAGGACACGGAGAUGGUGGUGCAGCUUGUGGGCAUCAUGGUCACCUCCUGCAUCUGUUGGAGCCCUCUGCUGGUUUUUGCACUGAUGUCAGCCACCAAGUCGUACAGUGGCAUGUUGGACAGUGAUAGAGACACUUUUAGGGGGCUGAUGGUGACCGGGGUCAGGAUGGCGACCUGUAACCAGAUCCUGGACCCGUGGGUUUACAUCCUGCUGCGACGCGCCGUCCUCAGGAAAAUCUACCGAAUCACAAAAAGACGGGCCAGUUUCAAGGGGAGCACUUUCCGCUCUGUUCGCUGGGACAUCAGCUCCUUCCAGACCUCAGAGAAAAGCAGCGUUAAUAACAUUUAAAUGGACUUCUUCACCUCAUGUAGCCCAGCACCUUUUACCCCUUCCUGUUUGAAUGCAAAUGUGUUAGUUCUACUAGCAGUUUUGUAAAAAGUCAAUUAUAUUUGGGAACAUUUACAGCUAGAGAGCGGCGAUUUAAUGGUUUAUAGUACCACAACUAUCAGCUAUAAGUGGCUGGCAGGAUUACAAAUGUCCAGAAAUCUAUGAGGACAUUUUUAAUAACUCUGUAGUGUUUUCUUGGUGUAAAUGGCUCCUAUGAGGAACUAAGGAAAACCGAAGCACACCAGCCUGUCAGACUCCAUAAAAAAGCAAAUGUUGACAUUGUUUUUGUAAUAACUCUCAACACCAGAAGGGUAGACGAACGUCCAAAGUCUGGAAGUUUAUAAAAACAUGUGAUGAUUGGGUCAUUAUUAUGAUUGAAGAUUUAAGAUUAUAAAUUAUGUAGUAUCUCAAAAUAAUGAACAUGUCAGUUUGCUAGUUAGCUAGCUAGUGAACAUUAGUAAUCUCUUUAGCAUGCUUACUAGCAAACGUUAGCUAACUUCCUAACAAGCUAGCUAGUGAACGUUAGCUAUAUAUCUAACUAGCUAUCUAUCGGCAAUUUGGCGAUUCAUAAUGUAAAUUAUCAUUUCUUAUUUAAUACCCUAUGGUUAACUUAGUGUGUGGACCUGCGUCUACCCCUUAUGGCAGUAAGAGAAAUUAUAAAACCCCAAAACAUCUGCGCAAAUACUGUAAUAUGCAUUAUUUGGAUAAACUAAUCACAUGUUGGGAAUCUGAAUGGUUAUAUUCUUGCCUGGAAAAGUAUUAAUUUGAGUAACAGUUUAUUUUAAAAAGCCUAAAAAAGGUGUCUUUUGCAAGUUAAGAUGACUACGCUAAGCUAAAUAAUCGCACUUCUGCCCUAAAACUGAAGUUUAAACACAAAACUGUGGAAGCUCCCCAGCUUGGACAAAGCGGGAUGUGUCAUCUACUUUUUAUUGGAUGAUCUGUUUCUGAUGGUCCGUAUACUAGACAUGUUUGCAUGGCAGUCUGUCCUAUACACGAGCAUAUGUAAAUAAUAAAAAGAGAUUACGUUGGUUGGAGUAAAAUAUGCUAACUUGUUGCUAAAGUGAAGACUGUAUCUAGUCAUAAAGCAAACAUCUCAACUCAAAGGGUUUGUUCGUUUAGUUCUCUGACACAAUGUAAAUGACUUUUAUAAAUGCUCACAUAAGAGAGCCAAAGAAAAGGCUGUGCAUUUACCUCAGCUUGAAGAUGUGAAAAAACACCAUGUAUGUGUCUAAUUUUAUGCUGUGACAUGAAUGUGAAUGUGUGACUGUUAUUUGUAUGUUUGUAAAUGUGUCGACAGUAUUUCCCCCAAGUUUCUGGGGACUGAAGUGAAGCUAUUUGUUGCAAAAGCUAAUUAAAUGUGAUGUUGUUAUCAAAAAGGGAAUGUUAAAUUGAAUAAUAAAUUGUUAUCUGCUAAUGUUUCAUUUUCAACUGGUCUAUAAUUGAUGACAUAGCUUCAACUAUCUUCUGAUUGAAUAAUAAAGCAUGGCACUCAUUC